Molecule: messenger RNA, 2274 nt
Organism: Prorocentrum cordatum
Lineage: Eukaryota; Dinophyceae; Prorocentrales; Prorocentraceae
Source: the annotation of a GenBank genome assembly
AUGCCGUACAUUCCGCCCUCCGGCACGCAUCGGGCUGCUGCCCGGGCAAACGUGGGCGCGGGCUCGCCCGUGAAGCCAGCUGCCCGCUCCCCCCUGGCCUCGCCCGUGAAGCAGGCGGCGUCGUCUCCGAAGUCGGGCAAGGCGAGGGCCCCCUCGCCGUCGCUGGUGUCGACCCAGGCCGCCAGCCCGAGCUUCUCCACGAUCUUCGCCUCGAAGCCUUCUUCUCCAGGGAGGGCGCUGGGCAAGCUGGAGAUCAUCGAGAAGUACAGGGAGGCUGCCCGCCAGAAGGCGGCGAAGCCCGUCGACCUGAGCCACCAGACGAAGCCCGUCGACCUGAGCCGCCAGCCGACCUUUGAGGAGGCGCCUGCACCGGCAGCCCCCCCGCCGCCGACCCGCCAGGAGCUCGCUGCCGCCGAGAGGGAGCGCGUGGCCGAGAGAAAUCGCCUGGCCGAGCAGAGCCGACUGAAUAGGAUACGGAGCAGCCCCAAGUACACGCAGGCUCGGCAGACGGACACCCUCGAGACGAACCCGUCGUUCGUCGAUAUGGAGGCCGCCUGGCACAGGUACGCCGCGAGGUGGGACACCCUCCGGGACAGGCAGGACCAGCAACUUGAUGGCCGAACGCCCGUUCACCCAGACGAUUCCGCACGGCAACGAAGCGUGUCCCAGCCUCCGUCGCCAGCGACUUCGUCGUCGAGGUUGUGCGGCAACACCCCCCCGACUACGCCGGGGCGCCCGCCCGCGGUCGCCUCGGGGCCCGGCGCGGAGAAGAGCUGGCCCAGCAACGGCUGCGGCAAGCUGUGCGGCAGGGCUCCUGGGUCGUCCGUCGGCCAGGCCGUCUUCGGGCAGGCGCCGGCCGUGCGCUCCGAGCGCGUGAUGCCUGGCACCCUGGACCCCGGCAUCGGCGACGUCGCGACGGCUGGCGUCAGCACGGACUUCCUGCACACCGGCACGGGGAUAGGGAGCCCCAUCAUCUCCGGCGGCGGGUGCUCCCUGGGAGAGGAGGAGCAGCCCCACAAGCUCUGGGGGAGCAAGAGCAAGAGGCACGUGGAGAAGCCCCGCGCGAACGCGUGGGAGGGCAUGCAGCUCAGCGCGCGGGGGGAGCACGGCACCGCUCGCUCAUCGGCGCUGAUGCCCCAGGCGCGGUCUGGUCGGCCAGAGCUGGCUCCUCGAGGGGCGCGUCAGCGCGGGGCAAGAGGUGCCUGGGCAGCGCCGUGGACACCUCGGAGAGGCUCUGCUUCAGCGAGCCCGUCAGUCCCAGGGACGGCUGCUCGUCCACGGGCGCUGGGGGCGUGGAGCUCUGGCGCUGCGGGCACCCUCUCCUGGAGGGAGCGGCGCGAGCGGCCUCUUCCGGGGCACACCUUCUCGCCGAAGAAGUGCCCUGCGGCUGGAGGUUCUCCUGACAACAUCCCCCGAGGCCAGGACGAGCACGCGCAGUUGGGGAGCGUCUUCCAGGAUUAUGCCGGGCACGGCAGCUGGGACAGGAGCGGCAAGAAAGAGGGCAAGCACGUGCAGCACGCCAUGGAUGCUCGCAUCCAUGGAAGCGGCGGCGGGAGAUCAUCCCCCGGGCCGCUGCCGCGCGGCCUGGCGCCCGACCACGGCAGCAUGGCGGAGGCUCAGGAGGCUCGCGGGCUUUGCGGGCUGCGAGGGGAGGCUCGCAGCUGCGAAGACGUCUGCAGGAGCGCCGCCCAGUCGGCGGCGGCGCCCGCGCUGGGCAAGCCGACCGGCUCGGGCGAGGAGGAGAGCAGGAGCCUCCGGGUGUUCGCGGGCGCCCUCGCCUCCAGCGUGCCGUUGGCGGGGUGCGCCGACGCCGGCGCCCUCGGGGCCGAGUUCUUCGCCAGGUUCCAGCCGGGGUCCUCGGGCCACGCGGGCUCCCGCUCCUGGCUGCAGAGGCCGGAGAAGACGAAGGGACGGCCGGAGCUGUCGCCGCGGCAGGCCAGCAGGAAGGUCACGUCGGUCAUCCCCACGGAGCAGUGGCUGGGCCAGGACCCGGGAUCCCGCGAGCCAUCGACGCCCUCAAAGAGGAACGACUCGAAGCGGUUUGCGGCGGCCCUCUCGGCGAGGGAGUGCCCACCGGACCGCCCAGACGACGCGUUCCUGUUCGCCUACGGCUGCCCCUCGACGCAUGAGCCGCCCCAAGGCAAGGCCAUGCCCCAGUCCGUGGGGGAGGACAGCCACCCGUUCGUGCACGCGAAUGUGUCGCGCGACGAGCCGCCGCAGUUUAUCUGCCGCAGGUCGCCAAAGCCUUCCAGCGCGUCCUUCUCCAACGCGGCU